Limanda limanda (common dab) is the source of this 912-nucleotide messenger RNA. It is a transcript of the gene gadd45gip1, whose product is annotated as growth arrest and DNA-damage-inducible, gamma interacting protein 1. The coding region runs from base 1 to 681 and encodes 226 amino acids. The transcript has 2 exons. Gene Ontology annotation, cellular component: nucleus. NCBI's taxonomy places the organism in Eukaryota, Metazoa, Chordata, Actinopteri, Pleuronectiformes, Pleuronectidae. The record is from RefSeq and is a predicted model, not a curated record.
AUGGCGGCCUCCGUGUUGUGCAGGAGGACAGCGGUUUUAUGCCGGACUCUCCGGGGGAUUUCACCGGGACCUGCGGGCUGUCAGGCCGGGAAUGUGGUCCAGACAGCGGCCUACAACCCGGCCCGGCUCCGGCUGAACCUCCGGGACCCCCACAUCCCGGACAAGCUCAGCGAGAAGACCCCCGAGUGGCAGAAGACCGCCCGGUACGACGCGAAGCUGUUCGGCCGCUACGGGUCCGCGUCGGGCAUCGACCCCGCGUCGCUCUGGCCAAGCCGCGAGCAGCUGGACCGGAUCAUCGAGGAGGAGAAGCAGUGGCAGCCUCCGCUGGAGGAGGUGCUGAGAAGCCUGGAGCUGCAGGAGCAAGAGGAGGCCGGGAAGCGACUGGCCAAAGAACGAGUCAUCGCAGCGAACAUGGCCAGGAUGCCCAAGAUGAUCACAGACUGGCGUCGUGAAAAGCGUGAAACCAAACAGAAGCUGAAGGAGGAUAAGGAUCGGCGUGGGAAGUUGCUGAACCAGGCGAGGGAGCGCUUCGGCUACGCGCUGGACCCCCGCAGCCCCAAGUUCGUGGAAAUGGUCGCAGAGAUCGAAGCGGAAGAGAAGAAGAAAAAGAAACUGAUGAAACGACGACUGAAAGAAGAGCAGGCGGCCGCUCCAGUGACAUCAGCCGCUGCCUCCUCGUAGUCUCAGAAUCAACUGAGCGAGUUUAACAAGAGGAGAAGAACAACACGGCCGAGUGGGAUGGUCGUUAAAGUGUCUGAAGAACAGUUUGAUCCUCGUUCGGCUUCAUCACAGAUGAUAUAAGAACCUCCUCCAUAGUAUAAAUAUAUAUAUUUGGAUUUGUUUGCCCUGUUUCGUUUCUGGACCGAUGUAUUUAACUGUCACUGAAAUAAAUUAAUCUCUGUGAAGAUUGAA